Entelurus aequoreus (snake pipefish) is the source of this 1492-nucleotide messenger RNA. RefSeq names its product small integral membrane protein 19 (gene smim19). The transcript has 3 exons. The coding region runs from base 145 to 462 and encodes 105 amino acids. Lineage: Eukaryota; Metazoa; Chordata; Actinopteri; Syngnathiformes; Syngnathidae. The record is from RefSeq and is a predicted model, not a curated record.
CUGCUAUUUAAAGGGGAAGAAGGCGUGAUUUGACGUCAUUGUGUUUACACCGUUCGUUAUUUUGCUAGCGCCAACACAACAAGAUAGUUAUUCGUUUAUGCAAAUGAACAUAUAAGAUAGAGAUUAUAUAGUUGUGGUGUUUGCAUGGGGGAACACGGUCUUCUGGGCAACGAGCCCGAGUCUAUCGAUUAUUCUGUGCACGAAGCCUGGAACGAGGCCACAAACGUCUACCUGCUCGUUAUUCUAGUUAGCUUCGGCCUGUUGAUGUACGCCAGAAAAAACAAGAGGAAGAUCAUGCGCAUCUUCACCCUGCCCCCCACAGUGGAAAGCAGCACAGAGCCCAACUUCUAUGACAGCCUGCAGAAGGUCCGCCUGCGACAACAGCUGGAGAUGUACUCUUUGGCCAGGAAGUUUGAGCAGCAGCAGCAACAAACCGACAGUGUCCAGCUCUCCAUGGAAUGAGGAAGGCCCUCAUUCUGCAGCUUUUCUCUGGAUGGAUGGAUGGACGGACACCAACGACAUGAUGCUCCAUGCUGGGAUCUAUGGAGAUGCUUAGCAAGCCUCUUACAGUCUGAGAAACUUUUUCCCCACAUCUGCGGUGAAAACACCUUAAAUGUAACACUGAUUGUAUUUUAAGUAUACAUUUAAUUGGGUGUGGUUAGUAAAGUUGUCUUACUGAUCACUGAUAUCAGCCAAGUUGUAUUCAGUGUACUUUAUAAUAAAUGAUAAACGGGUUGUACUUGUAUAGCGCUUUUCUACCUCCAAGGUACUCAAAGCGCUUUGACAGUAUUUCCACAUUCACACACACUGAUGGCGAGAGCUGCCGUGCAAGGCGCUAACCAGUAGCAAAGGGUGAAGUGUCUUGCCCAAGGACACAACGGACGUGACUAGGAAGGUAGAAGGUGGGAAUUGAACCCCAGUAACCAGCAACACUCCGAUUGCUGGCACAGCCACUCUACCAACUUCGCCACGCCGUCCCAUAAUAAUCAACUUUUGACUUGGUCAACAAUGACCCAAUAAUGUUUGAACCAAAACAUUUUACAUGAUAAAUCGUGUUAUUGCAGCACCAGACUUUUACCUGGAAGUGGGUGCAAAAUGCCUUUUACAUGAAAAAAGGUAAAUUGAGGUCUGUCCAAAUCCAUUAAAGUGAAAGGAAAACUGAGAUCACAAGCUGAUCUAAUUGAGGUUGAGUAGUAAGCACUCCCUCAAACUUAAUUGACUCCUGGAAGCGUGAACAAGCCCUGCUGUUCCCACCAAAGAGUGGUAAAUGAAUCGGCGCGGGUACGGGAAGACGAUUGAGUGGCAAAGGUCACCAAGCCCACCAAAACAUAACCUGAUUUGUUCUCACAUGUAAAACUGUCCUUUAUUUGUGUGCAGCUGUAUGAUGAAACAUGUGAAGUAAACUGUGAAGAUUGGCUCUUAAUAGUUUUUAGUUCCAAGUUACAGCUUUUAAAGGGGAACUGCACUUUUUGGGGGAAUUUUGCUUAUAGUU